This is a messenger RNA of Purpureocillium takamizusanense, 2173 nucleotides long. RefSeq lists its product as uncharacterized. Lineage: Eukaryota; Fungi; Ascomycota; Sordariomycetes; Hypocreales; Ophiocordycipitaceae. The record is from RefSeq and is a predicted model, not a curated record. The transcript has 2 exons. Gene Ontology annotation, molecular function: protein binding. The coding region runs from base 221 to 2086 and encodes 621 amino acids.
CUUUCCCACAUCAUCUGACCCCUAUCGUGCAUAACAGACCGCCCGCGCGGCCGUGCGCUGUUUCAUCGCCUCUUAUCAACCAAGGCAAGACGAAAAGCGCACAUCGUCGUCGUCAGUCGCUCCGCUGGCCCAGCGGGGAACCCGGGGGAAACCUUGGGGUUGUGCUCAGGCACGCGACAUCUCAGUCCCACUGAACUCCCCCUCCCCCAUCUGAUCCGAGAUGGAACCCCCUCCUCCCCAGAGUUCCGACGACGUAGAUCACAUAGCAACUCAUCUUCACCGGCUGAGUCCGCGCAGCACCAGCCGCCAUGGGUUCGCUUCGCCCCUCAACACCUCGCGGCCCAUGUACCGGACCGCGUCUGCCACUUCCGAACACCGGUUGCAGCAGCAGCAGCCGUCGCCGCAACAGCAGCAGCAGCAGCAGCAGCAGCAAUAUUCACCUCAGGAGCCUCGAUCGUACUCGCAAGAGUUCGUCGCCAUGCCCGUCUCUCCCCACGGCUCAGAAGUAUCCGACGGGUAUGCGAGGCGGCCCGCGUCGCGUGGCGUGACGUCGCACCACUCGACACACAGACCCUCGCUUCCGCGCGCCCCGUCAUCCGUAGGAUCAACGUAUAGCAUCUUCCCCCCGCCGACGAAACCGUUACCUCCGAUUCCGCUCAAGGGAAGGCGGACGGCAAGGGCGCCCUCGCAGGAUUCAUUCGACAAGUCGUCAGCCAGCGGUGACCGGUACUCGCGGUCCUCAAUCGCCACGUCUAACCCCGAUACCGCGCCGACGCAGACCCUGUCUUACAUUUCCGACACGCAGCAAGUAGCGAGUGGCAGUCCCGCGGCCCGUCAGAGAUCUAUUCCGGAAGUGGUGAAGCCGUCUAAAGCCUCCGUCGCAUCCACCUCGUCGUUUGACCUCGGCUUCGACAAGCAACUCGUCUCCGAUGACAAGCGCAUCAACAACAAUGUCUUUUACCUCGACGUCUCACCGACGGCCAAGAUCCUGGCCAGCAAGCACGGCAACAACAUCCUCAAGCUCUGGGACCUGGACACCGGCGCGGUCGAAAGCUCCAUCAAAUUUACCUCGUACACGGAAGCGCAGUCCCGGUCGCGGGAAUACCUGAUUAGGAGCCACGCCAUCGUCUCCGAGACAUCCAAUCUCGUGGCCAUUGCGACUCGCUUCGGCAGGACGAUAGAGAUAUGGAAUUGGGGGAAGAAGAAGUGCAUACAGACCCUGGAUGACGCCGACAGAUGGACCGCGGCAAACACCGUCUCGUACGGCGGAGGAUACAGCCCCCUGGCCAUUUAUCGCGGCGACGACAGCCGGAUCGACCUAUUCACAGCGACUCGGGAGAAAAAGCCGUUCGUCAAGCAACGGUCCAUCGACCUCAAGCAGGCCAACUUGCCAUUUGUGCCGCAAUACCCUGAACUGGCACUCUCGGCAACGAGCCCGCUCCUGGUCGCAGCAGCCGGACCGCGGCCCCCACGCGCAGGGCACCCGCCACCAGACAAGGAGACGCUCCUCGUAGCGUGGGACACCAACACGGACGGGUACGGCUCCAACAAGCCCUUCCGGGUGGCGCGGCCGUGGCAGCACGAGGAGAUCAGCACCGCCAUCCCUUGCGACCUCCGCGCAUACGGCAGCGUCGUGGUCUCGAUCUGGAUCCCCGCGGGCUUCCGCGCCGUGCCUGUCCCCCCGUCGCGCGGAGGAACGGGGUACAACCUCGUGCCCGUCAAGGUGCCCUCGCGGUACGUGCUCGUCUGGGACCUCUCGGCCAACUCGACGCACACGUUUGCGAUACCCAACUGCGCGGCGUGCAUAUCACCCGACUGUCGGUACGUGGCCUACUGCCACGCCAGCGGCACGGGCAUCGGGGCCCGCGGCUGCGUCUGCGUGCUGGACGUGGUCGACGGGCGGGAGGUCUGGUGCUGGCCGGACAAGGACGCGCUCGCCAUCGACAGCGGGCCGAAGCCUGGGUUUGAGCAGUUCAAUGACUUGUCUCUUGUAUCCGAGUUGGCCUUUUCCGCCGACGGGAGGUCUCUGAUCAUUGCGGACCGGAAUGGCCGGAUCGGUGUGUACAACGUGCGGGUCAUGGAGUAAUAUAAUGGAGGUAGUAGCAGAUGAGCUUGUCGCGAUACCACUGUCCGAUACUGUUCAACUAGACCUAGCAAUUAGUCAAGGCUCGCC